This is a messenger RNA of Arabidopsis thaliana (thale cress), 1042 nucleotides long. Its product is annotated as delay of germination protein. The record is from RefSeq and is marked reviewed. The coding region runs from base 27 to 875 and encodes 282 amino acids. The transcript has a single exon. Gene Ontology annotation, molecular function: sequence-specific DNA binding. Gene Ontology annotation, biological process: DNA-templated transcription. Lineage: Eukaryota; Viridiplantae; Streptophyta; Magnoliopsida; Brassicales; Brassicaceae.
AUUCACGAACUAACCAACGAAGAAAGAUGGCGACUAGUUCUUCGAGUUAUGGGAUUGAACAACUUCAAAAAGGAUGUUACUAUGAGUGGAUGAGUGUGCAGGCUAAACACAUAGUUGAUCUCAAAGAAGCACUCAUGAGUCAUCGAUCCAAAGAAGAUCACAAGCUUGAAGAACUCGUUGGUAAAAUCGUCAAUGACUUCCAAAAAUACACCGAAAAACGAUCUGAGCUCUCUCGCCGAAGCUGCUCAAGCUACUUUGCACCGUCGUGGAACUCUCCUCUAGAGAACGGUUUACUAUGGAUGGGAGGAUGUCGUCCAUCGUCUUUCAUUAGAGUUAUUUACUCUCUUUGUGGAUCCCAAGCCGAAACGCAGCUUUCUCAGUAUCUUCUAAAGAUCGAUGAAAAUGUCGAAGUAAACCAUGGUGGUUCCAUGAGUGAUCUAAACGCGUCGCAGCUUGCAAAAAUCAAUGAUUUGCAUAUAAAGGUUAUAGAGAAAGAGGACAAGAUAACAAAGAAAUCGGCGAAUUUGCAAGAGAAUGUUGCGGAUAUGCCUAUAGCCAUCGCGGCUUAUGCCACGGACUUGAUGAAUGGUGACGUGGUGGUGGAAGAUGCUUUAGAUAAGUAUGAGGAGGGCAUGGCGGUUUUAAUGGUGGAAGCUGAUAAACUGAGGUUUGAGACGCUUAGGAAGAUCGUGGAUGUUGUUACGCCGGUUCAAGCGGCGGAGUUUUUGCUCGCAGGGAAAAGAUUACACAUAUCAUUGCACGAGUGGGGAAGAGUUAGAGAAGAGCAACGUUUUGGGUGUGUACGUACGGAUGCAGCGGCUGCCACGGGAGGAGCGGGAACCGAGAAGUCAAAGAGGUCAAGCUUGUUGAUGUGAGUUUAAAGUUGAAUAUAUAUAACUUGUGUUAUAUUUGUCUAUGUAGAGAUAAAAUCGUGUUUAAGUGUCUUUAUGUGUAAUAUAUGUAUGAGAGAGUGCGGCUAGUUUCGAGAUGAUGCAAGCAUAAGCUUUUGCUUUUGUCUUAUAUAAUAACAAAAGCUGAAAAC